Polypterus senegalus (gray bichir) is the source of this 1375-nucleotide messenger RNA. Lineage: Eukaryota; Metazoa; Chordata; Cladistia; Polypteriformes; Polypteridae. The record is from the annotation of a RefSeq genome assembly.
AUGCUAAAAUUAUUAAUUCCAACCAUUAUAUUAUUCCCAACAAUUUGAGUAUUAUCCCCUAAAUGAUUAUGAUCCAUUACUACAGCACAUAGUUUAAUAAUUGCCACCUUAUCCCUUACAUUAUUUAAAUAUUACUCUACCACCCCUUGAUCAAACCUUAAUUAUAUAAUAGCCACUGACAUAAUUUCUACACCAUUAAUUGUCCUAACUUGCUGACUACUCCCACUCAUGAUUCUUGCCAGCCAGAAUCACAUCUCCCCAGAACCUAUCAACCGCCAACGAAGCUAUAUUACAUUACUAGUGUCCUUACAAACCCUACUAAUUAUAGCCUUCAGCGCUACAGAAAUCAUUCUAUUCUAUAUCAUAUUUGAAGCUACCUUAAUUCCCACUUUAAUCAUUAUUACCCGCUGGGGAAAUCAAGCAGAACGCCUCAACGCAGGAACUUACUUCCUAUUUUAUACUCUAGCUGGUUCACUCCCACUGCUAGUAGCCCUCCUUUAUCUCUAUAAUACAGCCGGCUCACUAUCAAUUAUCUCAAUAAACUUAAUUUCUAUCCACCCUGACACCUGAGCCAACACUUUUCUAUGAGUUGCGUGCUUAAUCGCUUUUUUAGUAAAAAUACCACUAUAUGGGGUACACUUAUGACUUCCUAAAGCACACGUAGAAGCCCCUAUUGCCGGAUCAAUAAUCCUUGCUGCAGUCCUCCUAAAAUUAGGCGGAUACGGAAUGAUUCGAAUAACCAUUAUUCUUGAACCUACAACAAAAUCGCUAGCCUACCCAUUUAUUAUUCUAGCACUAUGAGGAAUUAUUAUAACAGGAUCCAUUUGUAUACGACAAUCUGACAUAAAAUCCCUAAUUGCCUACUCAUCCGUUAGCCAUAUAGGAUUGGUUGCCUCAGGUAUUCUUAUUCAAACCCCCUGAGGUUUCACAGGAGCAAUUAUUUUAAUAAUUGCACACGGGUUAACUUCCUCCGCUCUAUUCUGCCUUGCUAAUACCACUUAUGAACGCACACACUCUCGAACACUCCUAUUAGCUCGAGGAAUACAAAUUAUUAUACCUCUAAUAGCAACCUGAUGACUUAUUAUAAGCCUAGCAAAUAUAGCUUUACCUCCUCUACCUAAUCUAAUAGGGGAACUUAUAAUUAUAAUCUCAAUAUUCAACUGAUCUGCUUGAACUAUCCUAUUAACGGGCACCGGAACACUGAUUACAGCUGGCUACUCACUUUACCUUUUUGUAUCCUCCCAACGAGGACCAACCUCAAAUAAUUCCUCUAUAGAGCCUUCCCACACCCGAGAACACCUCUUAUUAACCUUACAUAUUAUUCCUGUUCUACUUCUAAUAGCUAAGCCCGAACUAAUCUGAGGUUGAUGCUGAU